CCUUUUUGGAGGGUCCCAUAUUUUCUGUCUCUCUCCUCUCACUAUAAUAUAAGGGGCUUUCCUCAAGUGAUUGCCAAGUUAUGGUAAUUAACUCAACAACACCAUUGUCAUUUCUCAACCUUUUUCCUUUCUUUCUUUUAUUUCCUUUUCUAUGCUUCCAAAUAAAAAAAAUAUUCUCUUGAGCUAAUAAUAAAAACUAUACCAUUAAAACAAACUUACAAAUAUAGUAAUCAAAUGUGGUGUUGAUUAUAAGUGAUCAAGUAUUGAGAAAAUGAUGGAAAUACAAAUUCCUAUUAAUAGUAACAUAGAUAGUCUUGGUAACAACAAUGAUAUCAAUAAAAGUAGUAGUUGUCCUUCUAGUCCAACAAAGACAAACCCGAUUCAACUAAAUUCCCCUAAUUCAAAUUCCGACCCCGCAAAAACGCCGACUAAACGGGCUCGAGACUCGGGUGGGAAACACCCGGUCUAUCGCGGAGUCAGAAUGCGAACUUGGGGAAAAUGGGUAUCAGAAAUCCGUGAGCCAAGGAAAAAGUCCCGAAUUUGGCUUGGGACUUUCCCAAAGCCCGAAAUGGCAGCCCGAGCCCAUGAUGUAGCUGCUUUAAGCAUAAAGGGUGAGUCAGCCAUACUUAACUUUCCUGAACUCGCUGGGUUGUUACCUCGACCGAGUUCACUCAGUCCGCGUGAUGUUCAAGCAGCAGCAGCUAAAGCAGCUUCAAUGGAGAAUUUUGAUGAUAUUUCAUCAUUAUCAUCUUCAUCAUCAUCUGGGUUAUCAUCACUAUCAUCAUGUUCUUCACUUUCUUCAAUGGUGUCAGCAAUGGAGUUAGGAAACUCAGACGAGUUGAGUGAAAUCGUUGAGUUACCGAGUUUAGGACCGGUUGAUGAUUUAACUGAGUUGGGGACCGAGUUUGUUUAUAAUUUUGAUAAUGGUACGAGUGGGGAUGGGUGGAUAUAUCAUCACCCACCAUGGAUGAUGCAUUGUAUGCAAGAUUUUGCUGUCGUGCCUGAAAAUGUAAUUUCAACUGGUUUUGAAGCCUUAUUAUGGGAUUAUAUGUGAGUCAUUAUUUUUUUUUUCUAAAUUUUUUUUUGUAAGAGUGUUUAUUUUUUUUUAAUUUUUUUUUGUUACAAAAUUUGUGUGUAUAAUUUGCUCUUUAUCUUUUAGUGAGUCUAAAAUUAUUCCUCAUCUUUUUGUUUGGAGGACUAAUUAUGAACUUGUUUCUUUUUCUUUUUUCUUUUUUUUAUCUUUAUGUAUAAUCUUCUCUCAAACCCAAAUUCCAAUAAUCUUGAAAUAUUCAAGAACUUGUUUGCAUUAAUUUAUCUUAAUUGAUUUUUCUCUACCAA
Molecule: messenger RNA, 1338 nt
Organism: Amaranthus tricolor (Joseph's coat)
Lineage: Eukaryota; Viridiplantae; Streptophyta; Magnoliopsida; Caryophyllales; Amaranthaceae
Product: ethylene-responsive transcription factor TINY-like
Exons: 1
Coding region: 272-1054 (260 amino acids)
Biological process (GO): regulation of DNA-templated transcription
Molecular function (GO): DNA binding; DNA-binding transcription factor activity
Source: RefSeq, a predicted model, not a curated record